Molecule: messenger RNA, 314 nt
Organism: Geodia barretti
Lineage: Eukaryota; Metazoa; Porifera; Demospongiae; Tetractinellida; Geodiidae
Source: the annotation of a GenBank genome assembly
CUGACCCGAGCCACGCCUCCGACCACCCUGCAUCAACAUGGCGAGGCUGUGGGCUGCUUUGUGCGGAGUUCUGUGGAUUUGCAGAGGGAGCGAGCUCCUCCGGGGCACAUGCUGCCUCUCGGAUCCCACAUGGAGCCGCAGUUGGUCCCAGAAUCACCACCGUCCCGAAACCGCGGAAUGUCCACGACAAUACGUGGAGUCGUCGACUCUACGGGUAUUCUGAGGGAUUCUGAACUUCCACUCGGCUCCUGAACGACCGGGGAGAGAGACGACCAGGAUGGGGUAGAUGCUGCUAGUCGUAAGAACGGUAGCGA